UCUCUCAGGUGAACAGUCUUAUAAAUACAUUGGGCGGUAACUUUUUCAUGAUUGUGCAAGGAGAAAAUUGAUAAGUGGGAGAAAGAAGGCCGCUGCUUUGCACAUUUAGAACACCUUGAACAUGACUGGUCGUGCAAGAGCAAGGUCAAGGGGCCGUGCGCGUGGCAUAGAAACGGCGACGCCUGGAGUGUCCCAGGAGCACGUGGUGCCCAGCGCCGGGUCUGGUGAUGGGGACCUUCUUGGAAGAGGUAGACAAAAGGGGCCUCCAGGACCAGGGGCAACUGACGCUAUUUUACAGAUCUCUGCAGGGUUCCACGCGGUGAAGUUUGGGGAUAGAGGUGGACGCCGUGGAGAUUUCCACGAUGAAGGGAUCUGCACCAGGCAGGCGAUGGAGCACGUCAAGGCAUCAAAGUCUGGUAACUCUGGCCGAUCCAUCGCGUUGAGGGCCAACUUUUUCGCCAUCACGGCACGGCCUCAGUGGGUGCUGUACCAAUACCAUGUUGACUACCAGCCCCCCAUGGAGGCCCGCAGGCUGCGCUCCGCUCUACUGUACCAUCACAGUGAUUUGCUUGGUACGGCACGCAGCUUCGACGGAGCAAUCCUCUUCCUGCCCCACAAGUUACCCAACAAGGAGACGGUGGUCCACAGUGAGACCAGGCAUGGAGAGAAGGUUCAGAUCAAGAUAACUCUAACGAAUGAGCUGCCACCAUCUUCGCCGGUAUGCCUGCAGUUCUACAACAUCAUCUUCAGAAGGAUCCUGAGGAUGCUGGACAUGCAGCAGAUCGGGCGCCAUUACUACCAGCCCAAAGACCCACUCAGCAUCCCACAGCACCGGCUGACCAUCUGGCCAGGCUUCACCACCACCAUCCUGCAGUACGAGUCCAGCAUCAUGCUGUGUACCGACGUCAGCCACAAGGUUCUGCGCAGUGAGACGGUACUGGACUUCAUGGUCAGUCUGAGACAGCAGUGCGGACCCCAGCGCUUCCCUGAGAUAUGUGCCAAGGAGCUCAUUGGACUCGUGGUCCUCACCAAAUACAACAACAAGACCUACAGGAUUGAUGACAUUGCAUGGGAUCACACCCCCAACAACACGUUCACGAGAGGAGACACAGAGAUCUCCUUUAAGAACUACUACAAGACGCAAUAUACACUGGACAUCACUGACUGCAACCAGGUGCUCCUGAUCAGCCAUGUGAAGAGGCUGGGUCCUGCAGGGGCUGCCCCCCCUGGGCCGGCCAUGCUUGUUCCGGAGUUCUGCUAUCUCACAGGUCUAACUGAUAAGAUGCGAUCGGACUUCAACAUCAUGAAGGAAUUGGCUGUCCACACCAGACUGAGCCCAGACCAGAGGGAGGUCCGCCUCAACAGAUUUGUCAACAGCAUUGAAAAGAAUGAUGAAGCACAGAAGGAGCUGACCACCUGGGGGCUCAAAUUCGAUAAGGAGCUCCUGAAUCUGACUGGGAGAAUCCUCCCAGCUGAGAAGAUGAUCCAGGGAUCGCGCUCGUACGACUACAACCCGUGGCAGGCGGACUGGUCCAAGGAGAUGCGUGGGUUACCGGUGAUCAGCGCUCCUCCCCUGGAGAACUGGAUCAUGUUCUACACCCGUCGCAACGCCAACGACGCCCAGAACCUGCUGCAGAGCCUGAACAAGGUCUCUGGUCCUCUGGGGAUCCGCAGCCAAAAACCAAUCAUGGUGGAGUAUGAAGACUACCAGGAGUCGCUCCUCAAAGCACUGCAGCACAACGUUGGACCUCAGACCCAAAUGGUGGUCGUGGUCCUGCCCAGUAACAGGAAAGACAAGUACGAUAGUGUGAAGAAGUACCUCUGUGUGGACUGUCCCACCCCCAGCCAGUGUGUGGUUGGUCGGACUCUGAGCCGACCCGCUGCGCUGAUGACCGUUGCUACCAAGAUCGCCCUGCAGAUGGCCUGCAAGAUGGGGGGAGAGCUCUGGAGCGUGGAGAUACCUCUCAAGCAGCUAAUGAUUGUGGGAAUCGACUGUUACCAUGACAUAGUUGCUGGUAGGAGAUCCAUCGGAGCUCUGGUCGCCAGCCUCAACCACGGGAUGUCACGGUGGUUCUCGAGGUGCGUGCUCCAGGACAAGGGACAGGAGAUCAUGGACGGUCUGAAGAUGGCCAUAGUGGGUGCGCUGAAGGAAUACCUGAAGUUCAACGGCGUCCUGCCGUCGCGUAUCAUCGUGUACAGAGACGGCGUGGGCGACGGCAUGUUGCAGAGUGUCGUUAGCUACGAGGUUCCCCAGAUCAUCGAGUCCAUAAGAUCCAUUGGGCAGGACUACUUGCCCAAGCUGACCGUGGUGGUGGUGAAGAAGCGUGUGAGCAGCAGGUUCUUCGCUCACAUCGAUGGUAAAGUGGCCAACCCUCCCCCAGGGACUGUCAUCGACACAGACGUGACGCGCCCGGAGUGGUACGACUUCUACAUCGUGAGCCAGGCAGUCCGCGCGGGCAGUGUCUCCCCGACGCACUACAACGUGGUGUACGACACGAGCGGGCUAAAGCCGGAUCACUUGCAGAGGCUGACGUACAAGCUCUGUCACAUGUAUUACAACUGGCAGGGAAUUAUUCGGGUGCCGGCGCCGUGUCAGUACGCCCACAAGCUGGCCUUCCUGGUGGGACAGAGCAUCCACAGGGAGCCCAGCAUGAAGCUAGAGGACUACCUCUUCUACCUUUGAGUCACAUGGACAAGGCCCUGCUUAUGUUAUCCUGUUCAUUCAGUUCAAUUUGUGUUUAGAUUAAGUGAUGCAUUGGUAGCCUCAGCUCCUCAUUUGAUGAUACUUUUCGGAUCACUGGACUGCUUCACAUGGUGUCAGGAGUGCAUCUUUAGGCAUAGAAUGUUUUGUUUCCUAAUGUGAAAGAAGCCAGUGAUACUUUGGUUUGAUUAUAUAUUUGAAUAUAUAAAUAUAGGUUUCCAGUUAAAUACAAUUUUAUGUAAAUGUAUUGGCUAUGUAAAUGCUUAACUUGGCAUAAAAAGUCUGUUCUCCAAGA
Molecule: messenger RNA, 2996 nt
Organism: Gadus chalcogrammus (walleye pollock)
Lineage: Eukaryota; Metazoa; Chordata; Actinopteri; Gadiformes; Gadidae
Gene: piwil1
Product: piwi-like RNA-mediated gene silencing 1
Exons: 21
Coding region: 122-2683 (853 amino acids)
Biological process (GO): regulatory ncRNA-mediated gene silencing
Cellular component (GO): P granule
Molecular function (GO): protein binding; piRNA binding
Source: RefSeq, a predicted model, not a curated record